AUGUCGCUCAUCGCUACUUACGGCCGUCUCGUGCUCGCACUCAACUUGGGGCUGCGCCAAGAAUACAUCUGGCCGUUCAUCAUCGUCGACAUUUCUGGCGCCAUCAUCGGCGCCGACCUGCUGGCUCACGCAGGCCUCAUGCCGGACCUGCAGAACAUGCGCCUCGUCGACUCAGCUACAACUCUCAGCGCCCAAGGCCACCCCCGGACAGCAGCGGGAGACUCCGUGGCCAUUCUCCACGACCCUAGCGGUAACCUGAACAUCCGCCGGCAGUACGACGAGCUUCUGGUCGAGUUCGCUCGCCUGAUAGAGCCCAACUCCCGACACGCUAACAUCAAUGGCACAGCCAUCCGCCACCACAUCAUCACCAAAGGGCCACCGGUAUUCGACCGCCCACGGCCACUACACGGCGAUCGGCUCAAGGGAGCCAAGAGCGCUUUCAGAGAGCUGGCAAACCGCGGCAUCGUCAGGCCAUCGUCGACCCAGUGGGCCAGUCCUCUUCACCUGGUGGAGAAGAGCCCUGGCAUGUACCGCGUCACCGGCGAUUAUCGAGCCCUCAACGCUAUCACCGAGCUUCAGACCGGUACCCUCUGCCCAUCAUCGAAGACCUGCUCCACGUCUGCCACAGCGGCAUCGUGUUCUCGGUGA
Phymastichus coffea is the source of this 648-nucleotide messenger RNA. RefSeq lists its product as uncharacterized. The transcript has a single exon. Bases 1 to 648 code for a protein of 215 amino acids. NCBI's taxonomy places the organism in Eukaryota, Metazoa, Arthropoda, Insecta, Hymenoptera, Eulophidae. The record is from RefSeq and is a predicted model, not a curated record.